Messenger RNA from Cajanus cajan (pigeon pea), 1339 nucleotides. Its product is annotated as NAD(P)-binding Rossmann-fold superfamily protein. Lineage: Eukaryota; Viridiplantae; Streptophyta; Magnoliopsida; Fabales; Fabaceae. The record is from RefSeq and is a predicted model, not a curated record.
CAAACUCAUUUGUGCAGUGAUUUGUUUGGUGUUGAGAAGUAAACAUGUGGUUUAUUGGGUGGAAAGGGGCAUCAGGGUUCUCAGCCUCUUCUACAGCCGAACAAGUCACUCAAGGGAUCGAUGGAACCGUUCUCACCGCCAUCGUCACAGGAGCAUCAAGUGGUCUUGGUCUGGAGACCACCCGGGUUCUUGCUUUGCGUGGUGUCCAUGUUGUUAUGGCUGUAAGGAAUGUGGACAGUGGUAAGAAUGUCAAAGAAACAAUACUUAAGGAAACUCCCUCAGCUAAAAUUGAUGUUAUGGAGUUAGAUCUGAGCUCUAUGGCAUCCGUAAGGAAAUUUGCAGCAGAUUUUAAUUCAUCUGGUCUUCCACUCAACAUCCUAAUUAACAAUGCAGGGGUGAUGGCAACUCCAUUCAUGCUUUCCCAAGACAAUAUUGAAUUGCAGUUCGCGACCAAUCAUUUAGGACACUUUCUCUUGACAAACCUUUUAUUAGAAACUAUGAAAAAAACAGUUCGAGAAUGCAACCAUGAAGGAAGGAUAGUUAUUCUAUCAUCAGAGGCACACAGAUUUGCAUAUCGUGAAGGGAUUCGAUUUGAUAUGAUCAAUGAUGAAUCAGGGUACAGCAGUUAUUUUGCUUAUGGACAAUCAAAGCUUGCAAAUAUCUUGCAUGCAAAUGAGCUUGCAAGGCGCUUGAAGGAAGAAGGAGUGGAAAUAACUGUCAACUCCCUUCAUCCUGGAUCAAUUAUUACAAAUAUUCUGCGACACCAUGGUUAUGUCAAUGCCGUUGCUAAUAUGGUGGGCAAGUACUUCCUUAAAAAUGUGCAACAGGGAGCUGCAACUCAAUGUUACGUAGCAUUGCAUCCACAAGUCAAGGGAAUAUCUGGUGAAUACUUUAUGGAUAGCAAUAAGGCAGACCCAACCUCUCUGGCUAAAGAUUCAGAGCUGGCAAAAAAACUAUGGGAGUUCAGCUUAAGCCUGACUAAUCCAAAGUAGCUUAGAGAGGUUUGUUUGACUGGACUAAAUUAGAGCAAGCUUCAUACAUGGCAACAUUAUUGCAUUGAAAAAGAAGUUUCAGAGAAUUAGAAAUUUAGUGGUGUAAACUUUCAUCUUGAAGGUUUUUAGUAAUUAUAGCUCAGACUACCAUGGCUGUUGAAAAUCAAGCAGUAUAUAAUUAAUUUCGAACUUGACACUUCGCAGUACUCCCUUGCAUUCAUAUCCAAUUCAUGAUUUUUUUUUUCCUUUUUGAAGAAAUCAUUACUUGGAAGUAUAUGCACUUGGGAAGUUGGGAUUUCGGAAAUUGUUUUUAUGUUAUCGCUGCAUUGUAUAUAGUAUUAUUACUA